Molecule: messenger RNA, 1075 nt
Organism: Dimorphilus gyrociliatus
Lineage: Eukaryota; Metazoa; Annelida; Polychaeta; Dinophilidae
Source: the annotation of a GenBank genome assembly
UAUGAAUUUUCAAAAUACAUCAACAUGUAGCAGCGAUAGAUUGACAUUUACGGACGAUAGUAAUUCCAUUACAUUCUGUCAAUAUAGAUUACUGAAUGAUAUGGACGAUAAUCAGAGGUCAAUAACAACAAAUUUAUUCUAUAUUGAGAAACCAAUGCUGAAUCAAAAUUAUCAAAUAAAGCCAAAAGGGUCAUUGGUUAUUCGAUACAUCACUGACGGAGAAUCUACUCAGUCGGAAUUCUCUCUAAUAGCUAACUUCAAAAAUCCAACAUUUCAGUGUGAAAAGCCAACUGAAAGUUCGGAUAAAAUUCAGAGAAUAGAAUGCAAGGAUCACUCAAGAGAUACAUUCAAUUUUGACUGUUCCGGUAGAGUACUUUUUAUAUCGACUAAUAAUACAUACGCUUCCGGAGAAGACUGUACAGUAAUUGUAAAUACUUUAUGCGGACAAAUUGGGACAUUUUUCUUUGAGUUUGAAUCUUUCGAUGUAGAAAAGCAGAAUCUUUGCGAAUAUGAUAAAUUAUAUAUUGCAAGCGAAAAUGUAAAUCGCACUUUCUGUGGAAGAGGCGGAAGAGGGGAUAUUUCUGUUAGAGAAGAUGAUCGAAUAAUCCAUCGCUCAGUUCAGCUCCAUAAAGCUUAUUCAAUAAAAACUGUCAAGUCUGUUACUGUAAACUUUGUUACUGAUGCAAGUGUUGUAAAGAGAGGAUUUGUUAUGAAAGCAUGGUUUGAUUGCGAUAAGACAGAAGAGGACGAAAUAGUAACUACCACUCCUAGAAUGCCAAACACUACAUCAGCAAAUCGGGAAGAUUCUCAACUACUGUAUUGUCAGAAUGGAUCAAAAGAGACUAUCACAUUGGGUUGCAAUAAUAGAAAUUAUACAUUAUCAUCGAAUGGUUCUUACAGAUCAUACGAGUCUUGUAACUAUCAUUUCAUACUUGAAAAUGGUUUAAAAGGGAGAUUAUCAUUGGAAUUUAAAUCAUUUCAAGUCGAACGUAGCAUUGAUUGUCUUUAUGAUUACAUUGGUUUUAGACAAGACAAUAAGGAAAUCCGUGUUUGUGGUUAUGGGCAAAAUGGUUAA